AUGCGCAAGUUUCGUUAUCCGCUAGAUGAGCUCCUCAAAGCAGACAGGAAGUUUGCCUGGAAGGCGGAGUGCGAGAAAUUCUUCACCACGUUCAAGCAGAUUCUCCAGUCGGAUUUGCAUCUGACGCAUUACAAUCCGCAGCUUCCUAUAGUGGUUUCAGCGGAUGCAUCAUCGGUAGGAGUUGAGGUGACCAUCAGUCACAAAUUUACAGAUGGGUCGCUGAAGAAAGACAUCCCAGUCUACACAGCAAAUCGGCUUCAGCGUUGGGCACUUCAGCUGCUGCUCUACAACUUCGGCAUCGUCUACGUGAACACCGAGAAGUUCGGGAACGCUGACGUUCUGUCCCAGUUCAUCAACCAACACGUCAAGCCGGAAGAAGACUUAGUCGUAGCCAGCGUUAUCACCGAGAACGAUGUAAGAUCGAUAUCAUUAGAUGCAGUUGAUGCACUUCCUCUCCAUUUCAGGACGAUUCAGCAGGCCACCCGCUCCGAACCUGUUCUUAGCAAGGUCAACCGCUACAUUCAGCAAGGUUGGCCAAAUUCCAAAACGGCCAUCCAGGACCGAGAGGUUCGGCGGUUCUUCGACCGUAGCGACUCACUGUCCACGGUUCAAGAGUGCGUCAUGUUUGCUGAACGCCUUGUGAUUCUCCACCGAGGCCAUCCGGGGAUCCAGCGCAUGAAGGCGAUUGCGCGCAGAGACGUGUACUGGCCGUCGAUUUAUUCGGACAUCGCUGCGCACGUCAGUGGUUGCCACAGUAGCGCAGCUGCAGUCAAAAAUCCGCCCAAAUCAGCGCCGCUGUCGUGGCCCAAAUCAACACACCCGUGGCAGCGGGUUCACAUCGAUUACGGCGGGCCUAUCGAGGGAGAAUACUUCCUGCUCAGCAUCGAUUCGCAUUCCAAGUGGGUGGAAAUCGUCCGGACCAACUUGAUCACAGCCUCAAUCCUACGGAAUCUGUUCACUCGCCUCGGCAUGCCAGAAACGCUAGUCAGCGACAACGGCACGCAGUUCACCAGUGCCGAGUUUGUGCAGCUUUGUCUGGAGAGCAGGAUCAAUCGCGUGACCAUCGCACCGUUCCACCCGCAGUCCGACGGGCAGGCAAAACGUUUCGUGGACACAUUCAAGCGAGCGAUCAAGAAAACCCGAGAGGGGAGAGAAUCCGUCAGCACCCGAAGGCAAAUCUCCGUCCGAAGUUCGUCCGCCAACAACAGUUCAGCCGUCGGACGAUCAUCAAGCUGCACGGUUAUUCGGGAAUGGUGA
Aedes albopictus (Asian tiger mosquito) is the source of this 1257-nucleotide messenger RNA. RefSeq lists its product as uncharacterized. Gene Ontology annotation, molecular function: nucleic acid binding. Gene Ontology annotation, biological process: DNA integration. Bases 1 to 1257 code for a protein of 418 amino acids. The transcript is spliced from 2 exons. NCBI's taxonomy places the organism in Eukaryota, Metazoa, Arthropoda, Insecta, Diptera, Culicidae. The record is from RefSeq and is a predicted model, not a curated record.